GGAAGUGAGUUAGCAGCUUGUUUAAGUUUCGUUUCUUCAGAGCCUGUGCCCCUGGAUGAAAAACAAUGGCCUCGGCAGAGCUGUUUACAGAGGAUCAGUUCACCUGCUCGGUGUGUCUGGAAAUCCUCAAGAAUCCGGUCACCGUUGCAUGUGGGCACAACUUCUGCAUGGGCUGCAUCGGGAGCUGCUGGGAUCGGGAGGAUCAGAGCGGCUCCUACACCUGCCCCCAGUGCAGAGCAGCCUUCACACCCAGGCCUGCCGUUCACAGAAACAACUUGCUGGCCGAGAUUGUGGAGAGACUGAAGAGGACUGGGCUCUCUUCGGCUGCUCAGCCUUUUGCAGGAGCGGAGGAUGUUCCUUGUGAUUUGUGUGUCGGGAGGAAGCUGAAAGCAGCCAAGUCCUGUUUAGUGUGCCUGGCCUCGUACUGUGAACCGCACCUCGCCCCUCACCAUGAAGCUGCAGCAUUUAAGAGACACAAGCUGGCUGAGCCAACGGCAAACCUUCAAGACCGACUCUGCAAAGAGCACGGGAAUCUUCUGGAGCUGUUCUGUCAGACUGAUCAGGCGUGUAUCUGUGUCUCUUGUACCGAUGCAGAAACACACCGCAAUCACACUACUGUCUCGGCAGCACGAGAGAGAAGCGAGAAACAGAACCAAUUGGGAGAGAAGCAGAAGGAAAUACUGAAGCGAAUCCAAGAGAAAGAAAAUAAACUCUGCGCUCUGAAAGAGGCUGUGGAGGCUCUGAAGAGAUCUGCGCUGAGCAGCAAGGAGAGAGUCGAGAAGGCCUGUACUGAGCUGAUUCGCUUCAUUGAGCAAACCCAGGCUGAGAUCCUUGAGCUGAUCAACUCGAAAGAGAAAGCCACGGAGACGGAGACUGCAGCGCAGAUCCAGCAGCUGGAACAGGAGAUCGCUGAGCUGAAGAGGAGCAACGCUGGGCUGGAGAACCUUUCAAAGACUGAGGAUCACAUUCACUUCCUACAGAAUUUCCAGUCUGUCUCUGCAGCUUCUGAAGCCCAGGAUGCUUCCAUCAUUACGAUUAAUGAGAAUAUCAGUUUAGAGGCUGUUGGUGAAGCUGUAUCUAAACUCAAAGAGCAAGUGGUGGCCAUCUGUCAGGGGGAGCUCAUGAAAAUAACUGAAUCCGUGAACAAAGUCGAUGUUUACAAUCAUCCAGAGCCAAGGAGCAGAGAGGACUUUUUGAAAUAUUCCGUUCAGAUCAUGCUGGACUCCAUCACAGCACAUAAUGUGCUUGUACUGUCAGAGGAGAAUAGAAAAGUGACAUGCGUGAGAGGAGCCCAGUCUUAUCCAGAUCACCCGGAGAGAUUUGAUGAGUGGUGGCAAGUGCUGUGCAAAGAGGGUUUGUUUGGGACUCGCUGUUACUGGGAAAUCGAGUGGAGUGGGAAAGGGCUCUCUAUAGGAUUCGCAUAUAAAGGAAUCAGCAGGAAAGGAAUGUUACAUUCCAGCUGUCUGGGAAAAAAUGACAAGUCCUGGAGUUUGUUUUGGGAUUUGUCAAGAUUCUCAGCCUGGCACAAUAAUGUAGAAACUGCAUUAACUGCACCCCGUUCUGACAAGAUAGGGGUGUACCUGGACUUUAACUCUGGAAUUGCAUCAUUUUAUGAUGUUUCUGGCACUAUGACUCUGAUACACAGAUUCAACACCACAUUCACUGAGCCUCUCCACCCUGCUUUUUGGCUACCAUACCCCGAUGUAAAAAUAACAAUCUGUCAGCUGAAAUGAGCCAUUUAUAAAAAUAUAACACUCUGUCACAAGUACAGCAGUAAAGGUGAUUGUUCUUGCUCUGAGUGCAGAUUGAGAAGCACCAGCUCUCAGCCCACCCAGCAGAGCCUGCAUUGGUAGCCUGCAUUGGUAGCCUGCAUUGCUAUAGCUAGAAUGUGUGGCACGAGGCUACAGUUAAAUUAAAAAUGAAAGCUGGAAUCUAAAAUAUCCCCAGUAUUCACUGCGUUUAAAGAGACACUAAUGGUUUUUUUUAGGAACCCCGUCUCAAGCUUUUAGGUGGAGGUUGGAAUAUUUGAUUCUUAUAAGCGGUUGAUUCUUCAAAGCGGACCGAUAUGAUUACAAUUAGCAAAAGCGUGCCUCCGUGCAUCAGCAGUUUAAAUACAGUAAUACAAAUGUCAGUGGUGCUCAAUCACUGAGGACAACACAUCAAAACAAGACUUCGUGGGUAAGCAGCAUGUUAUACGAUUACGAUUCUGUUUACUCAAGGCUGCAGAAUCCUAUUUUACUACAGUAUACUUGAGAAGCGAUCGUCUCGUGAGGGUGCCUAGUUUACCUGCCCUGCGGUGUUACGUGUAAUGACCUUUGAAUUAAAAUGACAUUACAGUACAGUAUUUUACUGUCAGGACCACCACGGCAUUGAAGCAUCUGUUGCUUGCAGUCAGUUUGCCCCGAAAUGAUUCUUAUAAGCGGAUUGCUUGAUUCUUACAAGCCCAGUAUUUUACAUUGGUUGGUAUAGGAGUGGUUUUGUCCCCGCGGUUUUGAUCGCUAUAUGCGGUUGAUUCUUAUAUCAGUAAUUCUUAUAAACGGGGUGCACUGUAACUCUUUUUAUACAAUAAGGAAUGUCUGUUUCUUUAUAUAUUUUUGUUAACAAAGCUGCUUUUCUUGCAUGUGUUCUUUGUCCAUGGCUCAGUAUAUUAGUGUUGAUCGUAACAUUUGAACUGUCUGUAUUUUCUCAUUGAAAUAUCAAUCGCUAAAUUAAUAACUAAUUCCAUCAAUCAAAAAUGGAUCAUCUCAGAGGUCCUGUACAAUGUCUGGUUAAAAUAAACGAUUCUCAAACAAUGAAA
Molecule: messenger RNA, 2797 nt
Organism: Acipenser ruthenus (sterlet)
Lineage: Eukaryota; Metazoa; Chordata; Actinopteri; Acipenseriformes; Acipenseridae
Product: tripartite motif-containing protein 16-like
Exons: 6
Coding region: 66-1733 (555 amino acids)
Molecular function (GO): protein binding; zinc ion binding
Source: RefSeq, a predicted model, not a curated record